Messenger RNA from Bemisia tabaci, 3555 nucleotides. RefSeq lists its product as uncharacterized. Gene Ontology annotation, biological process: fatty-acyl-CoA biosynthetic process; long-chain fatty acid metabolic process. Lineage: Eukaryota; Metazoa; Arthropoda; Insecta; Hemiptera; Aleyrodidae. Gene Ontology annotation, molecular function: long-chain fatty acid-CoA ligase activity. The record is from RefSeq and is a predicted model, not a curated record.
UUUUUUCAAAAAAUUCUUUGCAUUGUCCGUGUUUCUGUUUAAGGCAAAUGCACUUCCAUGGAGGAUGGAUCGUGCGAUUUCAAUGAUUGCAUGAUGAACCGCAGAGCAUAUGCUUACUCAAACAGACAAUAACGGGAAAAAUUCGUGCGUCAUUGCUUCCACAUACGAAGGUUGUAUUUUUUUUACAUACAUUGAAUUGAAUACGUAGAGAAAUUCUGUACUGUUUUUCGCCGGAUCUACUUUAAUUUUAAUUUCAUACUUUUUAUCACCAUAACGUUUGAGAGGCAGGGACAAUAAAGGAACGAAGUAGGAUCAGACGUGGAGAAUAUGUGCAGGAAAAAAAGCUUUUUUUUCUCAUCAGGGAGUGAUUGAAGAGCACAGUCCGUAGCGUUUUUUUUUUUUUUUUUUUUUUUUUUUUUAACAUUUUUCUGACAUAAAAAAUUGUAGACCAAUAGGUUUACAAGUGGAAAAAUGUUCAACCUUGUGUCAUGAGUCUGCAUAUUCCAUUUAUACAUAUGUAUUUUAGCAGAUUCGGCCAUUGUGACGUAAUGCGUGAAUUUUCCAGCAUGAUGCCAAUGCCUGUAACCCUCUUCUUCGAUAACAUAUUCACAGGGGCAUGGAGGGCCAACGGAAUGCGGGGUCACAGACUUGAGGAGCCAUUCAUAAAAUCGCAAAGCACAUUUUCGGCGUGGGAACGUAUGGCAAUCAUGUCCCACUCGUGGAAAUGUUUUAUCUAAUCUGUAAAAACUUGGCUCAUUUAAAAAGUGGAUGAUGAGUAUUGGCUCCUCUUUAACUUUAUAUUGUUGAGAUAAUUAUUUUCCGUCUUUAAAAUGUACAGAUUUUGUAAGCUACAUACACAAGCUCCUCAAUUAUAGCUGAUUAGCUACCAUUCGUGCGUCUAUGAGUCUUGUGCAAUUCAUCUUUUGUCUUUACUAGGUCACAUUACAUGUUUGUUACCUUCGUCAAAAUAAACUUACAACCUACUUAGAAAAGGAAAUCUUGUGCUGAUGUGCGUGUGACAUAACGAAAGUUUUGCUGUAAUCAAUAACAAGUUAUUAUUAUAUAAUGAAUCCUUCGUCCAUCCAGAUAUGAGGGUUGGUGACGAAGACUUUUCGAGCGUGUAUUUUUUGCCGAAUUUUCCGGAAAACUCUGCUCAUUUGUGCAAUUUAGGACAGAUUUGCUGAUUCUCGAGAUACUGCGAGGAGAAAAAAUGCCCUUUGCUGUGGUAUCUAGUGAUGGGGUGAUGCGAUCAACCCUACCGGACGUCACGGUUCCAGAACAGGAUCUCUCCACGUUCGUCUGGAGCAAAGCAGCAAAUUACGCAGAACAACAAGCUCUGACAUGUGGCGAAACGGGAAGAAGUUAUAGCUACACCGAGGCACGCUCCCUGAGCCAUCGUUUUGGUGCAUCCCUCUUGAGGAGGGGGUUUGGGCCUGGGGAUGUGCUAGUCAUCUUUCUCCCAAACUCUAUCGAGUACCCGCUCAUUCUUCUUGGAGCUCUCGAGGCUGGACUCUUGGUCACCAUGAUCGAUGCAUCAUAUAAGAAAAAUGAAGUACUGCAGCAAGUUCAAACGGCGGAUGCGAAAGUCAUUGUGACAGUAACAUCACUGAUACCAAUGAUCAAUGAGGUGCUUAAAGACCUAUCAUCAUCUUUGUGCGUCAUUGUCGUCGACGCGGAUAACGGAAGACCAGGGUUGAGCGCCACUUGGACCACCUGGUCCGAAAUGGUGGACAGCAGCGAGAUCCAGCAGAAAUGGCCGAAAGUGUCACCCGAGGCUAUUGCAUUUCUUCCUUGCUCCAGUGGUACCACGAGCGAGCGGAAAAUGGUUGCACGGACGCAUAAAGCUACUGUUGCAGGUGUAGCUAUGACUCCUCUUCUGGAACAUGACGUUAACGUGGUGAUAUCAACCCUCUUAUGUCAUGCAGCUGCUCAAUCAUUUACUUUGCUUGGAUUAACUUCAGGCGCGAACUGUCUGAUCCUACCCUCACGAGAUCCGCACAAGUUAAUUGAAGUUUUAACCAUUUUGGAGCCAUUGAGUGUAAUAUGGCUAUGCCCUUCCCCCUAUUUUUCCGAUUUGAAUCCACUCGUUAAGACUGACGACCUGAAGUCACUGCACUCUAUUGUAUGCGUUGGGUGUUCAUUUGCACCAGCCGCCGUCGAAGAAUUUUUGGAUAAAAUGCCAGAUCGAGAUGCAAUCACUUUCACAUGUGGAUUCGCCAUGACUGAAGCAUUUCCUAUAAUUAUACCACAAAAAAACAACCUGGAUCCGACGGUCCUCGGCUAUCCGGCACCGAAUACCGAGCUAAAAGUUGUUGGUGCGGAUGGUAAAAACCUCGGUCCAGGACAAGCAGGGGAGUUGUAUAUUCGAGGACCUCAGGUAAUGAAAUGCUACUACAACAACGAAGAAGCGACCACAGAAGCUUUUGAUGGUGAAUGGUUCAAAUCUGGAGACAUAGUUUACUACGACGAAACCGGCAUGUUUCAUCUGGUCGGACGAUCCAAAGAACUAAUCAAAUGUAACGGGAGAUCGGUUUCUCCGCUAGAUUUGGAGAUAGCACUGACAAGCCAUCCGACGGUGAAAGAAGCUGGUGUUAUAGGGGUGCUCGACGACAUCACAGUAGAGAAAACAAUCGCGUUUGUAGUACCGAAAUCAGGAAUGGAGAUCGACAUUGAAGAACUCAAGCGAUUCGUCUCAUCAGAAGUUGCGCCGCACAAAACUUUGCGUCAAAUUAUAGUAAUAGAGGCACUGCCCAGAAAUUCAGCUGGGAAGGUAAUGAAGAGAGUUUUAAAAGAGCGCUGCAACCUCAUGCUUGCGGAAGAAAGAAUUUCCGCGCGCCAAUCCUAUCGCUAAUCAUGACCGGGGUGUUGAUUGGCUGCGCCUGAUGCGAAGGUAUUUAUGCCCCAAUGAGAGGAAAUUCGGGAGAGCUUUCCCCAGGAUAAGAGGGUAAAGGUGAAAAAUUUUUGAGUUUUGAAUCUCCUAUCAAUUGACCGGAUAAAUCUUGUGGUGAUAAACAGUGACCUGAUCAUAACAUAUAAACCAUUAAUUGGUGAUUACGAAACAUGCAGCCAGUGAUCAGAGAGAAAAUUCAAUGGGCAUGAUAUGCUUAAAUACCUCAUUCAGCAAAAUGAAAGCAAUACCCCGAGAAAAAAAUUGUCUGGAGGAAUUUUUCCCAUAAAAAAUUACCAUACUCUAGUUAAAGUAUACCACUCAGAACAGUCAAGUUUCAAAAUUGAAGCUAAUUUUGCUUCAUAAAACCAUAAUCUUUCAUUAAGACACAAAAUCAAUGAGAAUUUCACACUUCAAAUUCGUUUUUCUCAGGGUCGGAAAGAAUGCACCCUCGUUGACUUUCGAUUUCAAUAGUUUGAUACAACUGUCUGUUCAUAAAUUUCGCGUAGUUCUGAAAUUUAGCUCUUUUUUCUUUAAACCGUCUUUCAAAAAAAAUCAAAUUUUCAUCGAAAGAUAGCUCAAAAUUCACAAUUUUAUCGUACAAUUUUGAGACAUUUUUCGGGGGAGAAACCUCCGGACCCCCACAUAACUGAAUGGUAUUCCAUAUC